AGUAAAUUAUUAUGCCCUUUACUUCAGAUUUAUUUCUUGUAGUAGGAAGCCUUACAACGGUUGAAAAUGUUUCAUCACUGAAAUACAUAUAUUUCUCUGGCAGCGAGGAGAAGAUGGCAUGGAUCUUGGCAGGAAGGCUGUUUUACUAUCUGUUACAUCAAAAAUAGUGGUAUCAUAUAAAAUGUGAUGGGACAAGCUUCAGGCAUCAAGUCAGCUGUUAGCAAUAGUGGAAGAAUUCGGAACCACCUUAUUACCAUGAAUACCUACUUGGUGGUUGUAUUGGCCCUUGCGGCUUGUGUGCUUGGCUACGAUGAAAUCUACGAUAAAAUAGAUGUAGACAAGAUCAUCGGUGAUGACGCCUUGUUCACCUCUUAUAUCAACUGCAUGCUGGAUAAGGGACCGUGCUCCGUAGAGCAUUCUGCUGACUUCAGAAAACUACUUCCUGAAGUGAUAGCGACUUGCUGCGCUAAAUGUACGCCCAUCCAGAAGAAGAAUGUACGUAAGACGGUGACGGCUUUGACUGAGAAGCGACCUGAUGACUUCAAAGAGUUCCGUGCUAAAUACGACCCAGACAGCAAAUACGAGAAGGACUUCACCGCUUUCGUCAUGGGAUCCGAUUAAGGCCACCUGUAAAAGAAAAACUUUGUCCACGAAACGGCAGUAUAAGUAAACGGACACUUUGAAUUAUGUGGAGCAUUACAGUAAUAUAAGUUGCAAUUUUAUACCUUUGUUUGUUUUUAAACCUUUUGAUU
Trichoplusia ni (cabbage looper) is the source of this 752-nucleotide messenger RNA. Its product is annotated as ejaculatory bulb-specific protein 3-like. NCBI's taxonomy places the organism in Eukaryota, Metazoa, Arthropoda, Insecta, Lepidoptera, Noctuidae. Bases 187 to 621 code for a protein of 144 amino acids. The record is from RefSeq and is a predicted model, not a curated record. The transcript is spliced from 4 exons.